Lacerta agilis (Sand lizard) is the source of this 1754-nucleotide messenger RNA. Its product is annotated as E3 ubiquitin-protein ligase TRIM58-like. Gene Ontology annotation, molecular function: zinc ion binding; protein binding. The record is from RefSeq and is a predicted model, not a curated record. Lineage: Eukaryota; Metazoa; Chordata; Lepidosauria; Squamata; Lacertidae.
GAACCGAGGGAGCCUUCUGGGGCAGGCAUGGCCUCCUCAGUGGGAGACCCCGUGGAGAGGCUUCAGGAGGAGGUGUCAUGCUCCAUCUGCUUGGAGUACCUCAGGGACCCAGUGACCAUCGAGUGUGGCCACAACUUCUGCCAGGCUUGCAUCUCCAACUACUGUGAGCGGGGAGCUGGGUCUGUGACCCAGGCGGCCCUCUGCCCACAGUGCCGGGCUGGUUUCCUGCUGAGCAGAUCGCGGCCCAACAAGCAGCUGGCCAACAUUGUGGAGGGCAUCGAGCGGCUGGCUCUGCGGCCAAGCAGAGGCCCCGGUGAGGCCUUGUGCGAGAGGCACGGCAAGAAGCUGCGGCUUUUCUGCCAAGACGACGGCGAGCCCAUCUGCCUGGUGUGUGACAAAUCCCGAGAGCACCGGGCGCACACGGUCCUGCCCAUUGAGGAGGCUGCUCAUGACUACAAGAUUAAGCUCAGGGAAGCUGUGGAUGCUCUCAGGAAGGUUCUGGGGGAAGCAUCAAAGCUGGAAGCCCAAGAGGCAGAGAAAACAGCUCGGUGGAAGGAGAAAGUGGAGGAACGCAGAGCGCUCAUUGUGUCAGGGUACGAAAGACGCCACCAGGCAAUGGCCGAAGAGGAGCAGCUGCUUUUGAGGCAGCUUCAGGAUGAGGCACAGGAGACACUGAAGAAGCUGCAGGUGAACUGGGCCUUCCUGCUUGGGCAGUGCACAAGAAUACAGGAUCUGAUCUCAGAGAUGGAGCAGAAAUGCCAGCAGCCAGCUGCCUCCCUGCUCAAGGAUGUAAAGGUCACCUUGACCAGGAGUGAGGAUGUAUCACUGCAGGAACCCCAGCCCAUCUCAAUGGAUCUACAGGACUUAUAUGAUGUUCCUCGGCUGAUGGAGUCACUCCAGAGAUACUCAGUACCGGUGACCUUCGACCCUGACACAGCGAAUCCCUACCUGCUCCUCUCUGACAACCUGCUCUGUGUGCAAGUAGGGGAUCAAAAGCAAGACCUGCCCAAGAGCUUGUCCCGCUUUGAGACAUGCACUUGCUUGCUCGGUUGUCAGCGGUUCACAACUGGGAGACACUACUGGGAAGUGUGUGUGGAGAGCAAGACCAGCUGGACCCUGGGGGUGUGCAGAGAAUCUGUGAGCCGCCAAGGAAUCUUCACUCCCUCCCCAGCAACUGGCUUCUGGACUGUGUGGCUGAGGAAUGGCAAUGAGUACGCAGCCCUCACCUCACCUCUCACGGAACUAGCUCUGAGAGCGAGGCCUGGGGCAAUAGGCGUCUUCCUGGACUACGAUGCAGGGGAGGUUUCCUUCUAUAAUGCUGAUAAUGGGUCGCACAUCUUUACCUUUGCAGACUCCUUCUCUGGACCCCUCCGGCCGUACUUCUACCCUGGGGUCCAGGCAGGGGGGCUCAACGAUGCUCCCCUCAUCAUCGACCAGCAUCCAGCAAGACAUGAAGAAAAUCUUGCUCUUCCCUCCAAUGAGUGCUAACUGUGGAACUCACUGCCAGGAGAUGGAGACAAAGUUAUAUGUGCCAAAGGAUUAGAUAUACAGCCCAGCAAGGAAGAUUUGGAAGCUGCAGUUUUUGUCUGGGAAAGAGCCACCUAAUCCACGAGUCCCAGAAAUAAUUUUCUUCCAGAAUUAGAUGUUGCCUUUCCUGAAGCAGGUGGCUUGGCUCACUUUCUUGAGUCCUUUGAUGUUGUUUGCUGUAUUAAGCGCCUUUCUGCUCCACAUCUCUUCACAUGUGGAAUCAAAAU